Paecilomyces variotii is the source of this 1008-nucleotide messenger RNA. RefSeq lists its product as hypothetical. Lineage: Eukaryota; Fungi; Ascomycota; Eurotiomycetes; Eurotiales; Thermoascaceae. The transcript has 4 exons. The record is from RefSeq and is a predicted model, not a curated record. Bases 1 to 990 code for a protein of 329 amino acids.
AUGGCUCCUGAACGCGGACUGUCAUCUCUAUCUACUGAUGCUGAGGCUCCGGAUAAAUGGUCCACGACAGCUGCCUCCGCUAAGCAGAGGCUCGAUAAUUACGUUCCUCAAGAAGGUAGACCCGAUGGCAAAUUGGUCGUGGCUUUAAAGGCCUUCUUGGAUUAUCUUCCCAAAGGAGGGAGAGCAUCGAUUGCCCGAGAUAUCCUCGACAGCAAAGAUGAUCAGGAGCUUUAUCAGGUCUUCUCUAAUCUUCUCACCGGACUGCUUGCCCCCCAAUCAGUAAAGUUCGAGCAUGUGGCCUCGACACUUUCAGGAACGCAGAGCCGCGAGGAUCAGUUCCGAACUGAUGUAUUUUGUCGGGAUAGGCAACGCUGCGUUCAAACCAACUUCACGCAUCGUUCGCACUGGGUCGAGAUUGGAUCGCUGGAAGAUGAUUCUUGGGCAUACCUAGAAGGCGUCCAUAUCAUUCCCUUUUCUAUGGGGUCAGAAAACAGUAGUCAUUUGGAGCACGAUAGAGCAAUGAUGUGGGAGGUUUUGUAUAGGUAUUUUCCAGCUGUCCGACACACAGGGAUUGCUGUCGCGACAAUCAACGAUCCUUCGAAUGGAAUCACCCUUACAGACUUCGCUCAUAAGGAGUUCGCCAAAUGCCAUUGCGCGCUUAAGAAGACGGAUGUUCCAAACAAGUACGGAUUCAAUGUCUAUAACAGCUGCGCUCAUCCUUACAGGCGACUGCUCCCAUCUGGUCCAAUCCAAUUCGAACGAGCCGAAGAUGCUACCGAUGUGCCUUUCCCGCACCCGGAUCUUCUCGACUGCCACUAUAGGAUAGCUGAGAUCCUUAAUGCAUCUGGGAUGGGGGAAGAGAUCGAUCGAAAGCUUGACGACUGGGAUAAAAUGAAGAGAAGCAUGCCCGAUGGAUGCUUGAAUGAGGAUGGAAGCACGAAUGUUGCAGAUAUCUUACGAACUGCCUUGUGGCAAAAAGUCAUGGGGUAAUAAUAAUGAUGAUAAUAC